Nicotiana attenuata is the source of this 528-nucleotide messenger RNA. RefSeq lists its product as uncharacterized. The transcript has 3 exons. NCBI's taxonomy places the organism in Eukaryota, Viridiplantae, Streptophyta, Magnoliopsida, Solanales, Solanaceae. The record is from RefSeq and is a predicted model, not a curated record. The coding region runs from base 1 to 528 and encodes 175 amino acids.
AUGGCGAUUGAUGACUUGGAUCACGAAAAUGCAUCAGUCAUAGCUGAAAAUGUAUCACAUGCAUCCUCCUAUGAUGAAUUUGAGGAAGGUGUUACAGUUGCAAUCACUCAUCCAUUAUACUUAUCUCCGGGAAACACAAGUGGAAUCUCUUUUAUUUCAUUUCAACUAACUGGUACUGAUAAUUACUCCUUAUGGCAUCAAUCUAUGCGGAUUGCAUUACUUGGCCGUAAUAAACUAGGUAUCCUGAUGAACUCAGUUGCACCAGCCCUAAUCAGUGGUAUUGCUUAUGCCACUAAUGCACAGAAGCUCAAGGAUUUUUGGGAUGAAUCUGAAUCUAUUAUACCCACUCCUGAUUGUGAUUCUGCCAAGACAAAGGAGAUUAUUGUUCAUCCACGAAAGCAAAAGGUGUAUCAAUUCCUAAUGGGAUUGAAUGAUUCUUAUUAUCAAGCUUGUAGUCAAAUACUAAUGAUGAAGCCAUUACCUUCAGUUGAUCAAGCAUAUGCAAUGCUUAUGAGUGAUGAAAGCUAA